Molecule: messenger RNA, 1770 nt
Organism: Gastrolobium bilobum
Lineage: Eukaryota; Viridiplantae; Streptophyta; Magnoliopsida; Fabales; Fabaceae
Product: mitogen-activated protein kinase kinase 3
Exons: 9
Coding region: 150-1721 (523 amino acids)
Biological process (GO): MAPK cascade; protein phosphorylation
Molecular function (GO): MAP kinase kinase activity; ATP binding
Source: RefSeq, a predicted model, not a curated record
UUUGAAAUUGAAUCAGCUUAUCUUCUUGUUCUUCUUCUCUUGCUUUUCACCUUAAACUUGAAGCGGAGAAAGGAUCUCUGAUCUCCUGGUUUCAUAACGCAUCUGGGUUUUGUUUCUUUUUGACACCCCAUUUCAAUUUUUUCAUGUAAAUGCUCAUAGCAAUGGCUGGGUUGGAGGAAUUGAGAAAAAAGCUUGCACCUUUGUUUGAUGCUGAGAAGGGCUUCUCAACAAGUUCAACCUUGGACCCUUGUGAUUCUUACACAAAGCUAUCGGAUGGUGGGACUGUAAACUUGUUGAGUAGAUCAUAUGGUGUGUACAAUAUCAACGAGCUUGGUUUGCAAAAGUCCACAUCUCGGUCUGUACAUGAAACUGAUCACAGUGAGAAAACAUAUAGAUGUGGUUCUCAUGAAAUGAGAAUAUUUGGAGCAAUAGGUAGUGGGGCCAGUAGUGUUGUGCAGAGAGCUAUACAUAUACCAGCACAUAGGAUUCUUGCAUUAAAGAAGAUCAAUAUCUUUGAGAAGGAGAAAAGGCAGCAGCUCCUAACUGAGAUAAGGACAUUAUGUGAAGCACCUUGUUAUCAGGGUCUUGUGGAAUUUCAUGGGGCAUUUUACACUCCAGACUCGGGACAGAUAAGCAUAGCUUUGGAGUACAUGGACGGAGGAUCACUUGCAGAUAUCUUGAAAAAGCGUAGAAGGAUACCUGAACCGAUUCUAUCAUCCAUGUUUCAGAAGCUCCUACAUGGUCUAAGCUAUCUGCAUGGAGUCAGACAUUUAGUUCACAGAGACAUAAAGCCUGCUAACUUACUUGUAAAUCUCAAGGGGGAACCAAAAAUUACUGAUUUUGGUAUUAGUGCUGGCUUAGAGAAUUCAGUGGCAAUGUGUGCUACAUUUGUUGGAACUGUUACAUACAUGUCACCUGAGAGAAUUCGAAAUGAAAGCUAUUCAUAUCCAGCCGAUAUUUGGAGCCUUGGUCUUGCACUCCUUGAGUGCGGGACAGGAGAAUUCCCAUAUACAGCUAAUGAAGGUCCUGUCAAUCUUAUGUUGCAGAUCCUGGAUGAUCCAUCGCCAUCACCAUCAAAGCACAAGCUUUCACCUGAGUUCUGCUCCUUUGUUGAUGCUUGCUUACAGAAGGAUCCAGAUAUUAGGCCAACAGCAGAUCAGCUGCUUUUGCACCCCUUUAUCACCAAGCAUGAAACUGCCAAGGUAGAUUUAGCAGGAUUUGUUCGUAGCGUUUUUGAUCCUACACAAAGAAUGAAGGACUUGGCAGAUAUGUUGACAAUACAUUAUUACUUACUAUUUGAUGGACCUGAUGAUUUGUGGCAACAUACAAAGAGCUUAUAUAACGAAAGCUCAAUUUUCAGUUUUUCUGGGAAACAACAUGGUGGUCCAAACAAUAUAUUUACAACUCUAUCAAGUAUUAGAAGUACAUUAGUUGGUGAAUGGCCUCCUGAUAAGUUGGUGCAUGUGGUUGAGAAGCUUCAAUGCCGUGCUCAUGGUGAAGAUGGAGUUGCAAUCAGGGUGUCAGGGUCCUUCAUAGUUGGGAAUCAGUUCCUGAUAUGUGGAGAUGGCAUUCAAGUAGAAGGUUUGCCAACCUUUAAGGAUCUUGAAAUUGAUAUUUCUAGCAAGAGAAUGGGUACAUUUCAUGAACAAUUCAUAGUUGAACCAACCAGCCUUAUUGGAUGCUAUGCCAUUGUUAAACAAGAACUGUACAUUAACCAGUAAUUUUCUAUAAUGUUACGGUGUCUAUUAGGAUUCAAAACACCAUUACAAC